This is a messenger RNA of Pungitius pungitius (ninespine stickleback), 3354 nucleotides long. RefSeq names its product heparan sulfate 6-O-sulfotransferase 2 (gene hs6st2). Bases 1407 to 2828 code for a protein of 473 amino acids. Gene Ontology annotation, cellular component: membrane. Gene Ontology annotation, molecular function: heparan sulfate 6-sulfotransferase activity. The record is from RefSeq and is a predicted model, not a curated record. The transcript is spliced from 2 exons. Lineage: Eukaryota; Metazoa; Chordata; Actinopteri; Perciformes; Gasterosteidae.
AAUCCAGUAAAGGAUGCUUCAGUUUACAUGCUUCAAAUGUAUCAUGAAAUCGAGAUUUUCUGUAUCCAAACAACAUCAAAACAAUACAUACAAAUAGAAAUGUCUUGAUCGUGUCUAGAAAUGUUUUAGAUGUUUCUCCAACAGACAUUCAAAGUCUUUUAUUGAGCCUUCUAUUAACUGUUUUUAACAUACAGAUCCAUCAAGAUUUUUGAAGACUGAGGUCUUUUUAUUAUUGUCGAGCGAACAUCUUUCACACAAACCAUCUUCGGUGCUGGAAAGUUCUAUAUAUAUACAGUAUAUCACCGAUUCGCAGUUGAUUAGUGAAGCUGUGACGCACAUUUUCCUGAAAAUGAUUUUAAAUUAUGUAGAGAUAUCUUCCUGUUUUUUAUGAUGCCAAUUCAGCAAAUUCAAAACCAAUGAGUGAAAAGACAUGCUGAAAAAUACGUGUUUUAUUUGUAAACUACAAUUGCUAUUAAUUAUAAACACAAAGCCUAUGAAUAUUUCCUAAUAGAAAACUGGAAGACAUCGUAAUUUAAAGGAUAAUAAGAAUGUAAUAGUACGUAUGUAACAUAUUGUAGGUAUAUGCAUAACAUUGGUGCAUAACAUUGACACAAAAAUGUCAUAUAUUGAUAGAUAAGUGAAUUUCAUAAACGUGGCUGUGACUCUCACAUAGGUUUGCGACACGUUGUUAUUAAAGAAACAAGACUGAUACAAAAAUAUCUCAGCAAUCAAAAUCACUCGAGAAUUAAGGAGAAACUGAUCAAAAUGCCGAAACCCGGGAUCGAACCAGGGACCUUUAGAUCUUCAGUCUAACGCUCUCCCAACUGAGCUAUUUCGGCGAUAGAGCAGAAACGGUGUGUAUAUGGAAUUUAAAGAAAACUCCUGAUCGAUAUAUUGUAGUAACAAGAUGAUUGACGUUUACAGGCUCCGGAGCCCCAAUCCGUAGGGAAAAAGCCUAAAAUCGACUGCUGGGUUAAUUUCUUCCCUCUUCCUUGCUGGUGCGUAUAGCACGAUGACGUAAUUCUGACGCCCACUUUAAGCGCAAAGGCUGCUGGGAAGAAAGGUCAAGAAUCGAUGGCAGAGGCAGGCACGGAUUAAACGUUACCUCAGCAACAAAAAUGAACGCUUAAAUAUAACUUUAACUCACUAAAAGGUACUGGAACACAACUACUUUGUUAUUUCAAAUGAGACAUGGACGUCUGCCGCUCUGUAAAACUGCGAACAUUACAAUGCGCCAUUGUCCGUAUUUAGACUCAGUCGAGCUAACUGCCGUUAGCUGGUUAGCUGCUGCAUUGUUAUUGUUUUCGCUUCAUUAGGCGACCAUAACGCGACUGUUGCGCUAGGUUCCCCAGCCGAGGCAGGGGCUAGGACGGCUUUAGUGAUGGUUAUUUGUCCGCCCCGAGAAGAUGGAUGACAAGUCCAGCAGCAGCCACCACCGGCUGCUGAUCGUCCUGCUGAUGGUGUUGCUCUUUGGCGUCAUUAUGAUCCAGUAUGUCUGCCCGAGCAAGUCGGAGUGCCAGGUGCUCCACCAGCUGGGUACGUGGUUUAAGGACGGCGCAGCAACCGGUUCCCCGAGCGGCGGCGAUCAAAUCCAAGACGGGCUCCAAAAGGACCCGUACAUUGCGGAAGAUGGCGCUCUGGUCCGCUUCGUCCCGCGCUUCAAUUUCACCGAAGUCGACCUAAACCGCGCGGUGGACUUCAACAUCAAAGGCGACGACGUCAUCGUGUUUCUGCACAUUCAGAAGACCGGCGGCACGACGUUCGGUCGACACCUGGUGCGUAACAUUCAGCUGGAGAGGCCCUGCGAGUGCCACGCGGGUCAGAAGAAAUGUACCUGCUACCGGCCAGGUAAAAAGGAGACCUGGCUCUUCUCCCGCUUCUCCACCGGCUGGAGCUGCGGGCUUCACGCGGACUGGACCGAGCUGACCAGCUGCGUCCCGUCACGCAUGGACUCUCGAGAGGCUCCCGUGGACCUGCCCAGUAGGAAUUAUUAUUAUAUAACCAUCUUAAGAGACCCAGUAUCGCGCUACCUGAGCGAGUGGCGUCACGUGCAGCGCGGCGCCACGUGGAGGGCCUCCUUGCACGUGUGCGACGGACGCUCGCCGACACUGUCCGAGCUGCCGAGCUGCUACCCGGGAGAUGACUGGUCGGGUUGCUCCCUGCAGGAGUUCAUGGACUGCCCCUACAACCUGGCCAACAACCGGCAGACCCGCAUGCUGGCCGAUCUCAGCCUGGUGGGCUGCUACAACGGCUCCACCAUGAACGAGGACGAGCGCUGGGCCCUGCUGCUGGAGAGCGCCAAGCGCAACCUGCGCGGCAUGGCCUUUUACGGGCUGACGGAGUACCAGCGGAAGACCCAGUAUCUGUUCGAGCGCACCUUCAACUUGGAGUUCAUCGCGCCCUUCACGCAGCUCAACGGCACGCGCGCCUCCGGCGUGGACGUCCCCGACGAGACCCAGCGCAGGAUCCUGCAGCUCAACCGAUGGGACCUGGAGCUGUACGAGUAUGCCCGGGACCUCUUCCUGCAGCGCUUCCAGGUGGCGAGGCAGCAGGAGCGCCGGCGGGCCAGAGCGAGGCGGCAGCAGGAGAGGAGGCGGCGGCUGCGCGGACGCCUCGCGACGAAGCCAGGGAGGCAGCUGAAGCCCACAGACGCACCGCUGCACCCUCCGAGCCGCUCGGCAGUAGCCGAGGAGGAGGAGGAGGAGCGGCUGAGGGGAAAUGCCGGUGCAGGCGGCGAGGAGACCGAAGUGCUGCUCCCGGACUGGUGGGAUUUGGAGGAGAACGUCACCAUGGAGGAUUACAUGGACAACGUGGAGCACUGGAAGUGAGCGACUGGGACAACCAGUAGGGUUUCUUAAUGCUAAGUCUGCCAGGUUCUGCCUUUUGUCUUAUUUAAUCCGUCAUUUGUAGUACAAAUUGUCUUUUUUUUUUUUUUCUCACAAAGGAGCGUUGCCACAAGUGUAUUUAUUGAUUCUGAUUGUAGUUCUUUUCCACGACGGACAUUUAUAAUUUCAUUUCUUUGACUUUUUUACUUCCAUUGACUACACGUUUUAACUCUUGUGAUGUCGCUUGAAAUGGAAGGAAGCGUUUACUUGUUUUCUUUUGUUAAAACGAAUUUAAAACUUGUCUAAUCUAUAGAUGAUAUGCUACUGUUUGUGAUAUACAAUCUAUAUGUUCGCCAAAAUGUCCUGUCUCUAUUGUGUACAUUUUAAAAAGUACUUGUGUUGUGUCUUUAAAGUAAUGGCAAAGGAGAAUGGGAUUUUCAUAGAUACCUCAUUGUGUAACUGAUCAAAAUACUGAAUUUAAAAAAAGUCAGAAUUUUUUUUUUUUUUUAUAAAAAUGCUUUUACCUCAA